Rhagoletis pomonella (apple maggot) is the source of this 781-nucleotide messenger RNA. RefSeq names its product leucine-rich repeat extensin-like protein 3. The transcript has a single exon. The record is from RefSeq and is a predicted model, not a curated record. The annotation marks the transcript as partial. Lineage: Eukaryota; Metazoa; Arthropoda; Insecta; Diptera; Tephritidae.
CCAAAUAGUGGACCGCAGCUUGUGCCGACACCCAAUGCGGCUGCGCAGCAGCCCCCUCCGCAAGAUGGCUCCCCAGUGGAAAGCACACCACCCACCGCGCCACCACCAACUGAAGAGCAACAACCGGUUCAGCCGCCUACUUUGCCACCACCUCCAAAAAAUCCUACUUACAUGCCACCACUUGAGCCGAUUCCUCCCAAACAGGCGCCUCAUGAAAAACUACCAAUUCCUUUAAACGAAUUUGGUCUACCACCAUCGCUUAUACCCUUGCAACAGUAUCCAAAUCGCAGCCCGAAUGGACCAGUGGCAUUGCCACCGUACGCUUUCAAUCAGUAUCCGCUUAUCUAUGAUCCCAUCACCGGUUAUCGUGAGCAAUAUCUACCACCCUACGAAUAUUUCCCCAGUCACCAUCAACAUUUUGCAUUAGGCGGCGGUCCACCAGCCGCCCCCAAGCCAUUAGUGCCGACACCACCAACGGCAGAGGCCAGUGUACCGGCACCGACACCAGCAUCGUUACCACCACCACCAAACCAACCGCCACCGCCAGCUUCGGACGAAGAAAUAGCGGCGAGUGAACCACAGCCCCAGCCUGAAGAUCCGCCACAGUUGCCGCCUGCUGUCGAUUUCGAUAGCAUAAAGAAUGCGUCGAAGAACAAGAACAGCGCUGUGCCUGAUGUGCCGCCACCGCCAAUUCCAUCAGGCGCCAAGACGCAGCAAUCUUAAUGCGCCCGCAUUAUGUAGAAGUUUUGAAGUAAUGUUUACUUGGCUUAAAGUUCGCUAA